GAAGAAAAAGAUUAACAGAUCACAGGAUAAAGGAGGGAAUGUGAAUGGACUAUGGAGAUAUAACUAAAAGGAAUUGUAUGAUCUGCUAUUUCUUGGGUUGAAUUCAUUCACUCUUUUCUGCCCGUCUCCAUCAUUGCCCACACGUCCAUCUCGCUCUCUACACAUACUCCACUUUUAUAUACUAAUAAUUGGUAUUUUCUUCUCUCAAUUCUGCAAUUUACAAACACAAAAGUUGACCCUUUUUGCGGCAAAGAUUGAAACUUUAGCAAGCGAGUGUCUGAUCUGUAUUGGUCUGGCCUUCUUUUUUGUUAAAGAGGAUGACUGUGGAGGAAAUACGAGGGAAUAUGGGGACUGAGAACGGUAAUUAUGACAACUUCCCUGUUGGAAUGAAAGUUCUUGCUGUUGAUGAUGACCCACUUUGCUUGAAGUUACUGGAAACCCUGCUUAGGAAAUGCGAAUAUCAUGUAACCACAACAAGUGAAGCAAGAAUGGCACUGAAUAUGUUGAGAGAAAACAAAGACAGAUUUGACUUGGUAAUUAGUGAUGUUCAUAUGCCUGAUAUGGACGGUUUUAAGCUGCUAGAACUUGUUGGUCUCGAGAUGGAUCUCCCUGUCAUCAUGUUGUCCGGAAAUAGUGAUCCCAAACUAGUAAUGAAGGGAAUAACUCACGGUGCUUGUGACUAUUUGGUCAAACCUGUUCGGAUUGAAGAGCUGAGAAACAUAUGGCAGCAUGUCAUCAGGAGAAAGAAGUUCGACUCCAAGAACCAAAACAAGUCAACUGAUCAAGACACGGCUCGUUUCGGUGGUGGGGAUGGCUGUGGACAAAUCAUGAAGGUGAACAAGAAAAGGAAAGAUGAGGAAGAUGAUAGUGAUGAUAAUGAGAACGAGAAUGAGGACCCUACUGCACAGAAGAAGCCUAGAGUUGUUUGGUCUAUAGACCUCCACAGGAAGUUCGUUGCAGCUGUUAAUCAGUUGGGCAUUGAAAAAGCUGUACCCAAAAGGAUUCUUGACCUGAUGAAUGUUGAUGGGCUUACACGUGAGAAUGUAGCAAGCCAUCUCCAGAAGUACAGGCUCUACUUGAAAAGAAUAAGUUCGGUAGCAACUCAACAGGCCAACAUGGUGGCUGCCUUUGGGGGGAAAGAAUCUGCUUACAUGCGAUUGGGCUCACUUGACGGGCUCGGAGAUUUCCGGACACUGGCAGGAUCAGGAAGAUUUACCCAUCCUUCUUUAUCUUCAUACCCACCAAGUGGCAUGCUUGGUAGACUAAAUAGUGCUGCUGGUGUAAACAUCCGGAAUCUUAAUCUCCCUCAAAAUUUGAGCCAGUCUUUUGGUACUCUUGGAAAGUUGGGUCCAUCCACAGGUCCAGCUGUUACCCCGAAUGCAAGCUGGGUCCCACCAUUAGAACUUGUUGACCCCUUGCAACAAAGUGACCUCAACCCGUUAGGUGGUUCCACGCUUCUUGGAGCUGCAAAUACAACAUUUCCAGAUCCAAGUUCUGGUGUUGGGCUAAUUGCAGGAGGAGUUGGAAUCCCGCAAGCUCUAAAUGUGGUUUCGUUAAAUUCUGAUCCGUUUAACCUCACAGUUAGCGGGUCUUCCAAUUUUCCUGACCAUGGAAGGUCGAGUGAGAAUUGGCAGAACACAAUUCAGGUCAACAACUUCCAGCCGGUGACCGAAACGUUCAAUCAUACCCCCCAACUGACACAAAAUUGUGUGAGAGAGAGUAGUUCUUCUGUGGGCCCGCGUUUACAGGGCAGCUGUCCCAUGUAUUCUUGCACCGCGUCUACUUCUGUUGGCCCUGAGAGGUUGGUAGGUGAUGCUGCCAGUCAGAGUACUAUUAAUCAUGUGGCUACUCAACAGUGGGGAGAACAUAGUAAACUUAAUAAUCACAAGUCAAAUGCUGUUUAUGGAAACACAAUAAGUUCUCGGGGCCCGGUCAACAACAUCGUGCCACAGCCUUUGACCCGGAUUGGUGUUGACCAAUGUGAUGACCUUUGCAACAACAGAGUGAUUGAUGCUUGUGGUGAAUCAAGUAUGGGGCCUUCAUUUCUGUUGCAACACAACAAGAAUGGGAAUUUGACUCCUGACUCAAGGGCGGGAUACUAUGGAGAGUACCUUUUUGAGCCACCAAAGCCAAAUGAGGCUUUACCCUCUCCAGGCUUUGGAUCUAUAGAUGAUCUGAUGAUGAGUUCAGUGAUCAAGCAGGAACAAGAUGAAGGCUUACUAGAGGGGGAAUUCGGGUUCGAUCCUUUCCCAUUUGGGUCAUGUAUAUGAAUUUCUUUACGAAAUCAAAGUUAUGUGUUGAUAUGCAGCUUCUUUAGUUUUUCCUUUUUAAGAGUUAAGAUGUUCCUCUUUUUACUUUUCUUAUUUGGGUAGGACUUUCUUUGUUUGAUAAUGGAAACAAGAUAUUGAUGUAAUUCUCCUCUCUAUCAGAUUGGUAGUUCCACGUUCUUUUGCACCAGUUUUCUCCAAAGUUAUGUACGGCGUUCGGUGUUGUCCUUUCUUUGCACCCGUAAAAACAGGCAAUAAAUUACUCCCUCCGUCCCAAAAUUAUCUUCAUAGUUACUAUUCACAUGGUCAACUCAAAUUACUCUUAAUCUUUUACUUUAUAUAUCAAAUUUUAUCAAAAUUAAAUUUUCUUGAUCAGGCUUUGUAGCGGUUUUAAUGUAGUUUCUGAAUAUGUAAAUUUUAUUUACUAAAAAUAAUUCGAGUGUGAACAGGGAUCAAGUUGCUUUAUCGUCAGUCAAGCAUCGUAAACCGAACUAUGAAGAUAAAUAUGGGACGGAGGUAGUAUUAAAUUUCUUCCGAUGUCGGAUAUUUCUGCUGAAGAAGAGCUGUUCUUGAAGUCACCUAAAUUUUAUUGACUUGAAGUGGUCUACAACACUAUUUUAUUUGACUUGGGGCACUUGAAUGUAGAGGUGACAAUUGUGAACGAUCAGAUGGAUAUCCGCAUCGAACCGCCCAAGUCAAAAUGAGGAAAUCCGCAUUGACCGAGUAAUGGGUAUGGGGCGGGAAAUACCUGAUUUAUUUCUAUGGGUAAUAGAUUGGUUACGGUUUUAUACAUGUCCGCCCUGCUUAUUUUUAGUUAUAUUUUUAUUACAUUCUUAUCUACUAUUUGUGUCACAACUAAUAAAAGAUGAGAUUUUUCUAUUUCCAUUGUGUAUAUAUGGUUGAUAGAUGUACUAGCUAUAGUGUAUGAAUGAAAGUUUAUAAUAGAUCUUAAUAGUCUUGUUUGAAAUUAUCAGAUUUUUUUUCGUGA
Cuscuta epithymum is the source of this 3255-nucleotide messenger RNA. The record is from the annotation of a GenBank genome assembly. Lineage: Eukaryota; Viridiplantae; Streptophyta; Magnoliopsida; Solanales; Convolvulaceae.